GAGUAAUUCCGAGAAGCUCGCCUUACAACUCCGCGCGGCCCCCUGCGCUUCCCGCCCCACAACAAAACUCGGCGCGUCGCUCCCGGGAGCCGGGCUCGGAGUGACCCGCGGUCGGGACCGGAGGGGAGACUGACCAGGGCGCGGGCCGGGACAGCAGCUCGGAAGGCAGCGGGACCCGCGAGUGCCAGGGACGCCAGGCGAAGCAGGCCGAGAGGCGGCCGGCGGCGUUCAGGACCUUGCUCUCCCCGGAGUUUCCCAGGACCGCAGCCAUGUGACCCGCGGUGUUUGUCCCCCGCCCAGAGCCGGCGCCUUCAGCCACAGGGUGGGGCGAAAUAUCAAAGAUCCCACCGGGCUCUUCUGCGCGACGAGGUCUCAGCCCAGAGGGCACCUUCUGCAAACAUGUCCGUGGAUCCCUUAUCCAGCAAAGCCCUGAAGAUCAAGCGCGAGCUGAGCGAGAACACGCCGCACCUGUCCGACGAGGCGCUGAUGGGGCUGUCGGUGCGCGAGCUGAACCGGCACCUGCGCGGGCUCUCAGCCGAGGAGGUGACGCGGCUCAAGCAGCGGCGCCGCACACUCAAGAACCGCGGCUACGCAGCCAGCUGCCGCGUGAAGCGCGUGUGCCAGAAAGAGGAGCUGCAGAAGCAGAAGUCGGAGCUGGAGCGCGAGGUGGACAAGCUGGCGCGCGAGAACGCCGCCAUGCGCUUGGAGCUCGACGCGCUGCGCGGCAAGUGCGAGGCGCUGCAGGGCUUCGCCCGCUCCGUGGCCGCCGCCCGUGGGCCCGCCGCGCUGGUGGCUCCGGCCAGCGUCAUCACCAUCGUCAAGUCCGCCCCGAGCCCGGGCCCCGCCCCCGGACCUGGGCCCGCCCCUGGCCCCGCCCCCGCCGCCUGCUCCUAGUGGCCGCCGAGCCCCGCUCGCUCCGCCCACGCCCAUUCUCUAAACCACAGCCCCUCCGACCCCAGCUGCCUUCCCUAAGUGCCUAAGCGCAGUCUCUGUUUCUAAGUGCCAUUUCUCUGUAGCCACCAGCCCCCGUGAUGAACACACACGUUCCCUCCCCAGAGCCUGUCUUCCUCCUGCGGCCCCUGCAACUGGGACCUAAUGGCCUUGGGAGGGGCAACGGUGAUGAGAUAGGAGGUAGAGUGGGGUCGGGGUCUGGGGUUUCCUCUGGUAGAAAAUUCAGCCUUCUUAGUUUGGGAGGAGGGGAUACAGAGCGGAUUAGAGAAGGGCCAUCGAGGGGAAGACGGCCACCCCUCAUUUUGUAACUGCUCAGCUUGUGCCAUCAGCCCCUCCCCGCCCGCCAGGGAUACAGGACUAGGCUUGGCCCGGUAUGGGUCUUGUGGGGCUGUCUAGCUGGGAAGCUGAUGCUCCCGCCUCCGCCUUGCACACAGAUGCCUGGCCUUCCAAAGCUGGAAGACUCAUUAGAAAUCACCUAGUGAAGCCCACUUAACAGAGGAGAAAACAGGCCUCUAUCGGACGUGCCCAAGGCCACAUAUGCUUAGUGGUUGAGCUGGAACCCUGUCUUCCCACUGCUGCCCUGAGAUUCCAGCCGUGGUUGUCAGGGGGACAGCGGCCAGGGCCUGAACAGCUGGUGAAAGGGCCUCCGUGGCCUGGGAGAUGGCUCUCUGUGAGUCAGGUGAAGAGAAGUAGAGGGAGAGAGAAGGUGAUGCAGAUGGAAGAGAGGGAAGGAGCUGGCCAGGCUCAACCCUGGGCUCUCCCUGCAGCCAGGGAGCUGGCCAGCCAAAGAGAAAGGGGACCAAGGAGGUGACCACUGUGGCAGUGGGGAGAUGAGAAGACAGAUCCUAUGUUUCUGCAGCCUGGGAUAGGGGUCCUUAAAGGGAAGGGUCCCACCUGUCCACCCUGUGGGAUGGGGGCUGACCACUGCCAUUGAUCGCCAUUCUCCUGGGAAGCCCAGCCCGAGCCUUCCCCCGCCCCCCCCCAACUAUACAGCUGCUCCUCCCUGCUGUUUAUUUAUUGCACGAAUCUAAGUUAUUCUCCCCAGCCAGAGCCCAGCGCCCACUGCCUGGGAAAAGUGGUGUGUGGCCCUGAGCUGGACUUUAUAUUUUAUAUCUGCAAAUAAAUCACAUUUUAUCUUAUAUUUAGGAGAAGCCGGAUGGCAAAAACAACCAAAAAAUGUUUUUUAAAAAAAAUUGCCCGGCCCCCGGAAUUUAUUUAUUUUUCUGACUUACAGUAAGCGAGUUAUCCGCAUUCUGUAUUUUGUAGACUUUCUGAAUAAAGUCAAGUUCUUUUUUUCCACAGU
This is a messenger RNA of Balaenoptera acutorostrata (minke whale), 2254 nucleotides long. RefSeq names its product MAF bZIP transcription factor F (gene MAFF). Gene Ontology annotation, biological process: regulation of transcription by RNA polymerase II; regulation of epidermal cell differentiation. The record is from RefSeq and is a predicted model, not a curated record. Bases 400 to 894 code for a protein of 164 amino acids. Gene Ontology annotation, cellular component: nucleus. NCBI's taxonomy places the organism in Eukaryota, Metazoa, Chordata, Mammalia, Artiodactyla, Balaenopteridae. The transcript has 4 exons. Gene Ontology annotation, molecular function: DNA-binding transcription factor activity, RNA polymerase II-specific; RNA polymerase II cis-regulatory region sequence-specific DNA binding.